AUGGGCUACGUUCGCUCCCGCAAGUUCUGCUGCUGUCUGCCGGUCAGAUUCGGUGUCUUUUGCUCUGCCCUCCUUGGUGUUGCCUACAGCACAGCGUUCAGCGUGCUUGCAUGGAUUGAAGUCCACAGACAUGCGACUCACCAGCUUGACCUCGGAAAGGAUGAGGUUGUUGGGCUGGUUCUUUUCGCCCUCGCGUACACAUUUAUGCUACUAUUCUCGAUCAUGGGGCGAGUCAACAUGCUUAGGCGUCUGAUUGGCUCGAUCGGGGGUGUGCGCGGGUUCGUCAAGGGUUACGGUAUCAGCUUGACCAUCAACACCGCCAUCACCAUCGGUAUUGGCAUCUUCUGGUGCUGGAGGCUGUUCCACACGGAUCGCAACUCUUGCUCGAUCCAGGAGGAGAAUGAUGCUGACAAGGUCGCCCACUGGGUCUGCCAGAAGGGCUUCGACAUCAUCCGCAUUGUCCUAGUCAUCGUCAUGGUCCUUGUUUGGAUCUUCCAGAUUGCUGGCUGUGCUAUUGUGUUCGACUACGUCGGCCAGCUGAACGAGGAGCUCGAGAUGGACCAGCAGGCGUAUGGCGCUCAGGAUGCGCCGGAGGUCAACCCGUACCCCGCGCCCGCCGGCACAAUGAUGCGCACGACCUACGACGCGCAGGCGACACCGAUCAUGAAGAGUGCUUACGAGCAGGGCAACUGGCAAGAUGGCGCAAAGCCGCAGUAUCCGUUCACACAGCCGGAGAACGCGUACGGCCGCGAGGGCGUUUGA
This is a messenger RNA of Postia placenta MAD-698-R-SB12, 762 nucleotides long. RefSeq lists its product as hypothetical. Bases 1 to 762 code for a protein of 253 amino acids. The transcript has 4 exons. The record is from RefSeq and is a predicted model, not a curated record. NCBI's taxonomy places the organism in Eukaryota, Fungi, Basidiomycota, Agaricomycetes, Polyporales, Adustoporiaceae.